Messenger RNA from Cyprinus carpio (common carp), 2641 nucleotides. Its product is annotated as BCL2/adenovirus E1B 19 kDa protein-interacting protein 3-like. Gene Ontology annotation, cellular component: mitochondrial envelope; mitochondrial outer membrane; nucleus. Gene Ontology annotation, biological process: mitochondrial outer membrane permeabilization; positive regulation of apoptotic process; defense response to virus. The record is from RefSeq and is a predicted model, not a curated record. NCBI's taxonomy places the organism in Eukaryota, Metazoa, Chordata, Actinopteri, Cypriniformes, Cyprinidae. The transcript is spliced from 6 exons. Bases 86 to 727 code for a protein of 213 amino acids.
GCGUGCGUGCGUGCGUGCGUGCAUAGAGUGUGUUCGUGCGGCGCUAACAGACAGUCUUGUGCAAGCCGCCCUACACAGAGGCACGAUGUCCGACGCUGCUGCUCCAGCAGACAACAACGGGGAGCCUGGGUUAAACGGGUCAUGGGUAGAGUUGGCGAUGAACAGAAACGUCACAUCUCUCUCUUCCUCCGCUGCCUCAUUGCCGCCCCCUUUAGCCCAGAUAGUAGAGGAGGAUGAUGGGAUGGUGGGGGGCCUGGAACAUGUUCCCUCAUCAUCUUCCAUCCACAAUGGAGACAUGGAAAAAAUCCUGCUAGAUGCCCAGCACGAAUCCAGCCGCAGUAACUCCUCAUGCGGCAGCCCUCCUCGACCUCACAGUCCUCAGGAUGAAGGCCAGAUCAUUUUCGAUGUGUACAUGAGGAGGGACAGUCAGGAGGAAGUCAUGGAGGAGAUCAGAGAUGAGGACAUCUUAAUGAGGAUUCAGACUGGGUCGCAGACUGGUCAAGUAGACCCUGAGAAUAUUCCGCCUAAGGAGUUUCAUUUCCGGCACCCGCGGCGUUCAGUGACUCUCAGCAUGAGGAAGUCAGGAGCCAUGAAGAAAGGAGGCAUCUUCUCUGCUGAGUUCCUCAAAGUGUUUAUCCCCUCGCUGCUUCUGUCCCACAUCCUGGUCCUGGGUCUCGGGGUCUAUAUUGGGAAAAGACUGACAACUCCCCCUGCAAGCUCCAUUUGAACACAGAUCUGAUCAAGUGCCUCAGGCAUGACGCAGGUGGAUUAUGGAGAAGGUUGCAGUUUGUACGAAGAAGCCCCCUGCUGCCCCUUUCUACCCCUUUUAGUCGUUUCAGCAACAUUUCUCCCUUUUUUAGUAAUUCCUUUAAUUAGCCUUUCCAUUUUGGAAAGCGAAGUAAUAAACUUCUCCUCAUUUCAGGUCCUUUUCUUUCACGUUACCAUUGUCUGUAUCCCUUUUCCAGUUGUGAAUGUUCUAACACCCCUUUAGUAGUACUAUUACAUUUUGGAAGUAUUCGGAGUAUUGCAUGAAACCAAAUGCACACAUGCUAGCUCCACACUAGCUCGAUUCAGCUAGGAGGCAAAAAACAUCCCGUUUUGGUCCAAUCAGAUGACCCAAAAGGUGAUAAAGAAUCCCCCCUAGUUUUCCCCCCUUAAAAUGGAAUCAACCAAAAUCUAUAAAUUAUUGAAGUUAUACGAGCAUGCCUAAGCGCAUUAUUUAUUUCUACAAAUGCUACCAAUUUAGUUUUUUUUUUUUAUUGACUUCAAGGGCGGAACGCCAGGAUGAUGGACUUGGAAGUGUUUUGGGAAGGAUAGGGCUCUCCGUAGACCCCAAACUCACUUGGUGAGGAUGGAAAAUUUAAUAACUCGGACAUUAUAUGUUUAUGACUGAAUCACAUGCAAUUUUAUACCAAGGUUUGCAUAAUCUUUUACACAACCCUGACAGAGACAACACCUGUUACUCUUUUUUUUUUUUUUUUUUCAUCUCAUCUCAACAUAGAUAAAAAACAGUCUAAUGGGGCUGACGGAUCCCUGUAUGAAAAAAAAAAAGUUAUUGUUUUAUCUGUUUCUCUGUGUUUGUUGUGUUGUUUUGUUAGUUUCCUUCACAUACAUAUCAGGACCUAGUGAUUUCUUACUAGGCAUAGCCUACUUUGCAAUACUGCACAGUUAACCAUUAGCAUUCAGAGCUGAGAGGAUCUUGCUAACAAGGACACUGGCUUCAGUGUCAGACUUUCUGGAAUUGUGUUGUACACACUCAUACUUCUCAUAAAAUUACAUUCUGUCAUUAUUUACUCAACUUCAUGUUGUUGCAAACUUAUAUGAUUUUCUUUUAUCUGUGGUACUCAAAAGUAGAAGGUUUGAAGAAUGUCCGUGCUGCUCUUUUCCAUACAAUGGAAGCUAAUAGAGAUAAACUGGAAAAGAGCAGCUUGGGUUUCUUUCAAAAUAUCUCCAAAAGGUUGAAUAAUGAUGGAUUUGAAUUAUUGCGUGAGAUACUAUUGAAACACACUUACACAGUAACAGUCACACACAUUUAGUGAACACUAACACUCCAGCACCACAGGUGACUGUGCUAUCCUGGACAUGAACAUCCAUCUUUGAGAACAGGGUUUAAUUUAGAGUGAAUUAUCCUCAAGUCUAGCUGUGUUUUUGUCUCUUUUAAGUGUGUUUUGGUUGUGUGAGCACAUUUCCUUCGGUCUAUCUGAGGAUCCACUUCUCGAACACAGCUGCCAAAACCAACUGAGAACUCAACUCUUAUGAACUUUGUGCCUCGUUUCCUUCAUCAUGUUUGAUAAGGCGUCCUGUCAUCAUUUCCUGUCAUCAUGUGUGUGUUUUGUGCCACAAGCUCGUUCUUCUUGUUGUUUUGCACCAUCUUGGUGAACAUGAGUUUUGGAAGGUUUCUUAUAUGCUUUGGAUUUUUUUUAAAGUCUUGAACAAUCAAGGCAAACUAGAAGAGAAGGUACAUGAUAGUUAAAGGUUUAAGUUCUUUCUUUCUCACAAAGAAACCUCCUUUGUGGAGAUACUUUCUUUAGACUUCAAUGCGAUGAUUAAAUUAAUUGUAAGUUUACUGAUUUGUCAGACCUUUUUUUCUUCCCCUGUUGGACAAUGAUAAAAGUUUUCAAAUUAAAAAUUUAAAGAACAA